CACACACCUCUACUUUGACAGCUCUACAGGAACGGGCUGCUCUCAACGGAAGUGAUGUCAUGUGCGUCACAGGAAGUCUUAAAGCAAGCCGGAAGCUUUUGCACGUGCCAUGAUUAAGAGGUGUGCCGUCCUGUUUGGGAGGGCUGUAUCAGCCCAUUGUCUUGAUGUUCCACUGUACACUUCCCAUCAUGUACGAUAUCUGGCUGCUAAACCGGAUAGAGUACAUGGCAAAGGUAAGAAGUUUAUCCUGAAGCCAGUGAAAUUAGAGAAACUGGAGAAGCAAGAAGUGGAGAUCAAACAGUCUAUGACUGUGGCGCAACUUGCCGAGGCUAUGAACAAAGACAUUGAUCAUGUAUACGAGGCUCUACUAAACACAGCUAUAGAUAUCUAUGAGCUGGAAGAAGACACUGUAUUAGAGGAGAAGUGGCUAAAAGAGGCUAUAAAGAGGUCUGGGAUGAAGUAUAAAUGGGCCAAGAUAGAGGCAAAUGAAGUGAGAGAAAACAAAGACAUUCAGAGACAACCACCACCAGAUCCUGCUCAUUUAGUGGCUAGACCUCCAGUAGUAACUAUUAUGGGGCAUGUGGAUCAUGGGAAGACCACACUGCUAGACAGCCUAAGGAAGAGCCAGAUUGCUGUACAAGAGGCUGGAGGAAUCACUCAACACACUGGAGCGUUUCUAGUCCAGCUUCCUUCUGGUGAACUGAUUACGUUUCUGGACACCCCUGGACAUGCAGCAUUUUCUGCUAUGAGAGCUCGUGGAGCCUCGGUUACUGACAUUAUUAUUCUGGUGGUUGCAGCUGAUGAUGGAGUAAUGAAGCAGACCAUUGAGUCCAUACAGCAUGCCAAGAAAGCCAAAGUGCCAAUCAUCUUAGCAGUAAAUAAAUGUGAUAAGCCUCAUGCAGAGCCCCAGAAAGUAAAACAGGCUUUGCUGGCCCAUGAUGUUGUAUGUGAAGAGUUUGGAGGAGAUGUCCAGGCUAUCCAUGUAUCUGCUUUAAAAGGGGAGAAUCUAAUGGAGCUGGCUGAAGCCACAGUUGCACUUGCUGAGAUGCUAGAACUAAAAGCCGACCCUAAAGGUUUUGUAGAAGGGACCGUCAUCGAAAGCCAUACAAGCAAGGGCAAAGGACCUGUAACCAUGACAAUAAUCAAACGGGGCACUCUAAAGAAGGGUUGCAUACUUGUGGCAGGCAAGACCUGGGCUAAAGUGCGCUUACUGUUUGAUGAGAACGGCUGUACUUUGACAACCGCUAGGCCUGGCAUUCCUGUGGAGAUUGUUGGCUGGAAGGAACUACCUUCCGCAGGUGAAGAAAUUCUGGAGGUGGAGUCUGAGCAGCGGGCUCGGGAGGUUGUGGAGUGGCGUGCAUACAUGGAAGAACAGAACAAACUAAAGGAGGAUCAGCAAGCCAUUGAGGCCAAACAGAAGCAACACCAAGAGGGCUAUCAGAAAGAGAGGGAGAGACUGGCGCAUCUCAACUGGAGGCAGAAGAAAGUCGCUCGCUACAAGGCCAACAAGCACCAAGUAGCCUACAGGCCUAGUGAGAAGACAGAGGCUGAGAAUGUCAGUCUGAAUCUCAUUGUCAAAGGGGAUGUUGAUGGUUCAGUGGAGGCCCUUUUAAACAUCCUUGAAAGUUAUGAUGCAGAGGAACAAUGUGCAUUAAAUAUAGUGCACUUUGGUGUUGGGGACAUCUCAGAAAAUGACAUUAACCUGGCAGAGACUUUCUCAGGAACAAUAUAUGGUUUCAACAUUGGAGCUAAUAAGUCAAUACAAGACAUUGCUACCAAAAAAGGUAUUCCCUUAAAGAUGCAUCGUGUCAUCUACCACCUGAUAGACGACCUGAAAGAAGAGCUUAGCAGUAAAUUGCACCCGACAACUGAGGAGAAUAUAAUAGGAGAAGCCUCUGUUCUGGCCACUUUUGAUGUGACUAUAGGGAAAAAGAAAGUCCCAGUGGCCGGCUGCCGAAUCCAGAAGGGUCAACUGGACAAGAAGUUGAAAUUUCGACUCAUUCGAGGAAAAGAGGUUGUUUGGGAAGGGGCUUUGACUGCACUAAAACAUCAUAAAGACGAUGUUCAAGUUGUUAAGACUGGCAUGGAGUGCGGUCUGUCUUUGGACAAGGUUAUUGACUUUAAAGUCGGAGAUGAAAUAAUCUGUUAUGAGGAGACGGAGAAACAGCAGAAAAUAUCUUGGGAUCCAGGGUUUUAACAGCUCACCUCAAUCAAUCUGUUACAUCACCAUCAUGUGGUGUUGAAAAUAUCUAUUUUGUCAGAGUAUUAUGUCCAAAUUUGGAUGUUUCUGGCAAUUUCUGUAAUUUAUUCCAUGUUUAAAAUAAAUGUGUAUAAAACCA
This is a messenger RNA of Silurus meridionalis, 2339 nucleotides long. It is a transcript of the gene mtif2, whose product is annotated as mitochondrial translational initiation factor 2. Gene Ontology annotation, molecular function: GTP binding; translation initiation factor activity; GTPase activity. Gene Ontology annotation, biological process: translational initiation. The record is from RefSeq and is a predicted model, not a curated record. Bases 110 to 2197 code for a protein of 695 amino acids. NCBI's taxonomy places the organism in Eukaryota, Metazoa, Chordata, Actinopteri, Siluriformes, Siluridae. The transcript has 3 exons.